Psammomys obesus (fat sand rat) is the source of this 2021-nucleotide messenger RNA. Its product is annotated as bile acid receptor-like. Lineage: Eukaryota; Metazoa; Chordata; Mammalia; Rodentia; Muridae. Gene Ontology annotation, biological process: negative regulation of transcription by RNA polymerase II; positive regulation of transcription by RNA polymerase II; negative regulation of inflammatory response. The record is from RefSeq and is a predicted model, not a curated record. Gene Ontology annotation, molecular function: zinc ion binding; RNA polymerase II cis-regulatory region sequence-specific DNA binding; nuclear receptor activity.
AGAGGGCAGAUCGUAGGAACACCACCCAAUUGUUUCACUCCGAAAGAGUCCAGCAUCGCCGAAGCUGGGCUAGAGGAUGGCAAACACCUAUGUCGCUGCGUCUGAUGGCUACCAUCUUGCUGACCCCACACAGUAUUCCGAUUUUUUGCCAGAACAAAUCCAUUAUGAGCUGUGUGAUUUCCAAGAAGCCCCCUGUUGCCAGUAUUCUGGCCCUCAGUUCCCUCCGGCUUUACAGUCCCCGUCUUUACAAAGCCAUUUCAACACACGCGGCUUGGAUCCACAGUACAGCGGAGGCGGCUGGUGUGUACUCGAUGCUCAUGGAUCAAGUCAGUCUGCUUAUGUUCGUGAUGAUGAGGACGGAUUCCCUGGGAUGCCAAGGUCCAGAUCAACCUUUUCUUUACCCUGGAAGGGACGAGAUGAGCUCUGCAUGGUCUGUGGUGAUAAGGCGUCAGGGUAUCACUACAAUGCACUUACCUGUGAGGGCUGCAAAGGUUUCUUCCGACGUAGUAUUACCAAAAAUGCGGUGUACUGUUGCAAGAAUGGCGGCCACUGUGAAAUGGACAUGUACAUGCGUAGAAAAUGCCAAGAGUGCAGACUGAAAAAGUGUAAGGCGGUGGGGAUGCUGGCAGAAUGUUUGCUCACGGAGAUUCAGCGUAAGUCGAAGAGACUUCGCAAGAAGGUCAAGAACAAGGCUGCCCUUUACUCUGACAUCCAAUGGGAAGAGGAAGGAGCAGACAGCCGGCUUGUAUCGUCCACCAGUACACCUGGAAAGGGGGUUCAGGGCAGCAUGACACUAACUCAAGAGGAACUCCAUCUCAUGAAUACCAUAGUGACUGCUCAUCAAGAGUCCAUGAUUCCCUUACGGGAAAUAAGUACGCUUGUGCAGGAGUGUUCCAACCCUGAGCUGAGCUUUUUGAGACUCGCAGAAGCAGCAGCCCUGCACACACAGGGGCUGAUGAAUUUUACCAGGGGACUCCCAGGGUUUGAAAACCUACCCAGUGAGGAUCAGAUCGUAUUGCAGAAGGAGUCGGAAACUGAAGUGGUGUUCUUGCAUGCAGCCCAGCUCUGCAGUGUGAGAGACCCACCCUCUGCAAGUACUGUGAGACCACCAAAGCCCUCAGCUCAUACACUGGAGGUGCAUAAUCAAAGGGGUGAUGAAAAUGUUUGUUCUUUGGAAAGCUUUUUCAAGGAAGGCUCCCCUUCUGCUACUCUAACUGGUAUUACUAAAGAAUUUAUUGCCUCAUUGUCUUACUUCUACAGAAGAAUGAAUGAUCUUAAUGUAACGGAUACCGAAUAUGCUCUGCUUACGGCAACAACAGUGCUUUUUUCAGAUCGUUCAUGCCUUAAAAAUAAGCAGCACGUAGAGAGCCUACAGGAACCAGUUCUACAACUUUUGUUUAAGUGUUCAAAAGCGUACCAUCCAGAAGAGCCGCAGCAUUUCGCUCACCUUAUAGGGAGGCUUACUGAGCUGAGAACUCUGAGUCACAGCCACUCGGAAAUCCUUCCGUGGAAAACAAAGGACCCCAGAUUGGUUAUGUUCUUCUCUGAGAAAUGGAAUUUGCACUCACUUUAUUAAAAACUUACAGUAUUGAGGCUUCUCUUAAAAUUUCAAAACCAAAAUUGGAUGACUGAUUUGAAAAAUGUGAAAAAGAAUCAUUGUAUCGUCAUACAAAACCAUAAGCUGGAGAUCUGAAGGGCUCAUCAGAUUUGUGAAAUUCUGGACUCAGCAGAUGAACACCCUAGGAUUCUUUUCACGAUUGGAUGCAAAAGAAACAAUGGAGCCAUGAGGUAGCACAAUCCCUGUACUUGGGAGAUGGAGGCUAGAGGAUCCCACGUUUAAGGCAAUACAGGGCUGUGUAGAACUCAUCUCAGAAGAAGAAGAAGAAGAAAAAGAAAAAAAAAAGAACUGAUGGUCAUGGUCAACUAAUUUUUUUUUUUUUUUAUUUAGCUGAAAAUAUAUAGCCUAUAAAUGUGAACAAAGUUAGUUAUAAUUAGGUGAGGCAGUUUGGAUGCCUCUCGGA